Messenger RNA from Helianthus annuus (common sunflower), 1109 nucleotides. Its product is annotated as protein WUSCHEL. Lineage: Eukaryota; Viridiplantae; Streptophyta; Magnoliopsida; Asterales; Asteraceae. Gene Ontology annotation, biological process: plant organ development. The transcript has 3 exons. The record is from RefSeq and is a predicted model, not a curated record. Bases 90 to 971 code for a protein of 293 amino acids. Gene Ontology annotation, molecular function: DNA binding; DNA-binding transcription factor activity.
ACUAAAGACACCCCCCCCCCCCCCCCAGCUGUUUUGUAAUUAGGGUUUUGUUUCAACCUGUUACUGUUGUUUGUUUGGUGAAGAACACCAUGGAAACUCAACAACAACAAGCAGAUAUUCAAGAUUUUGGGAACAAAAACAGUAACACCUAUGCAUGCAGGCAAAGCAGUACUAGGUGGACACCCACAAGUGAUCAGAUCAGAAUACUGAAAGAGCUCUACUACAACAAUGGAAUCAGAUCACCAACUGCUGAUCAGAUUCAGAGAAUCGCUGCUCAACUCAGACAGUACGGCAAGAUUGAAGGCAAGAACGUGUUUUAUUGGUUUCAGAACCAUAAAGCUCGUGAACGCCAGAAGAAACGGUUCACUCCUACUGCUCCUCCACCACCGUCUCACUUCUCCGAUCAUAUUAACCACCAUCUUCCCAACGCUGCCCCCAUGCAGAUUCCAUCUCACCACCACCACUACCACCAUCAAGAACCACCACAUGUCUAUGCUCACCCUCACAAACUCUACACCACUCAUCACAUUGGGGUUGGUUCUUCUUCACAAGGAGUGAUGGGUGUAGGGUGUGGCUAUGGAUCUGUUGCUAUGGAGAAGAGUUUCAGGAAGUGUUCAAUAUCACCACCGGGAGAGAGUAAGGCCACAGGAGGAAUUGGCCGGAAUAUCGGUUCAAGAUCACGGAUAAGUGUCGAUUCGUGUUCCUUCUUCGACACAAUUAAGCCAAAGACAUAUGAGAUGUUUGAGAAUCGUGAUCAAGAUGAAGAACAAGGAGAGCCUUCAACUGAGAUCGAAACACUUCCAUUAUUCCCGAUUCACGACGGCAACCAUCAUGAUUUCUUCGGCAUGAGGACGGCAAAUCUGCCAUUGGAGCAAGGCACUGGAGGUUACUACACUGGAGGAAGCUGGUACCGGUCUGAUGAGAGGGCUUCUCUUGAGCUCAGUCUCAACUCAUAUGGUUAUUAUAACUAAUGAUCAUUUUAUGUAUUUAUAUUAAUAAUUAUGUAAUUAAUUAAGUACUUGGUAGUUAUGAUGAUCUAACUAUGGGUGAUGUCUGAUUAGCUCUGCUAUGCUAAUCUUAUUAUAUGAAUAUGGGCUAUUUAAUCACGU